Messenger RNA from Seminavis robusta, 1381 nucleotides. The record is from the annotation of a GenBank genome assembly. Lineage: Eukaryota; Bacillariophyta; Bacillariophyceae; Naviculales; Naviculaceae.
GGGCCAACGGUCCCAUAAGUGAGAGGGUGUGUUUUUAGAAAAAACACCCAGAGCAACACAAAAGCAGCCAAGAUCCAAGCAAAGCUUCAAAAGAUUCCACAGCCCCAGCCCCAAUACUCGACUGUCACUUUCAUUAGACGAGACGACGUUGACUAACUAACUAUUGCCACCAUGAUUCGUCUCGCUCCGUUGUUUCUUGUCGUCCUGGCAGCUUCCUCACCGGCGUACGGAGCAGUUAGCUUUGUGACUCCCGGCAAUCCGGAAAGUGCCGUGGCGACAUCAUCCGCCUACUAUGUGGGUCAAAUGAACCGCGAUGGAGCUGCCAUUCUCAAGUAUGAUUUGGAGGGAAACCGCGAUAUGAGUUUUACAGCGCCCAACUUUACCAACAUUCGUGGACUUGCCAUGAAUGGUGCCGGCGACACAAUCUGGGCCGCUCAUGAUGGCGCUGUGGCCGAGCUGGAGUUUGUGGAUCAAGCUCAAAGCAGCCUCCGUCUAAAGCAACUGUACAACACGAGCGACUACAUUGCGGCACCCAAUGGUUUGUGCUUGUCGGACGACGAAUCCACCAUGUUUGUGACGGAUCCACUGGCCAAUGCCUUGCUGCAAAUUGACUUUGGAGAUAACAAUCCAACCAUGACGUUGGUGUUCCGGCGACAAGGUCUGUCUCCCAACGGAUGUGUGGUACAAGGCAACACAGUUUGGAUGGUACACCGUACAGUAGCUGGUAUCACCAAGUACGACAUCUCCAAGUCCGAGGUGGGAAACACAGAACCCUUCUCCCUAGAUACUAUUGUUGCAUUGACAAGCACUGCACAAGGUCCACCUAGUUUUGGAGAUGGCAUUGUCUUUUGGAAUGGCAAAUUAUACGUGUCGGUGUGGGAAUUUUCCGCGGCGCCCCCGUGGAAUGGGACGGUCUUUGAGUGUGAUAGUACCAGUACGUGUGAACCAUUUUCGGUGGGAUCGGUGGCCGCCGAUAUGCAACUCGAUUUGAAAACACCGGAUCAACCGGCUUUGAUUCUUCCCAAUUUAUUUGGCCAGCAAGUGGCCACCUUGUCAUUGCCUCCCGCAGCAGCUACCGAAGCGCCUGCCACUGCAGCUACCGAAGCUCCUGCGAGUGCUGCCAUAAGUCCAGCUCCAUUAUUCGUAUCCUCUGCGGUUCUUCUAGCGGGACUUGCCGCAUUCAUUUUGCACUAACUAAUUGCUUGGCUGGUGGCUCUUUCUUAGUUAGUUCUAUGCUGUACCUACGGAACCUGAAUUUCCGCUUUUCUUUACUUUUAAAAUUAAAAAAUGAAGAGCCUGGCCCUCGUGGCUUCCGUAGAUAAUCUGCCUGCGCUGUACAUGUACAUGUACUCUAAAAAACAACGUUUGUGCAAUGGGCCAG